AUGGCUGUUGUGGAACAAGAAACCAGGGAGUCUUGGAUAUGGUUUUUGGAAAUUUUUGCUGAUGAUAUAGGGAGGCCAGAGGAGCUUCAGUUGGUCUUUAUUUUUGAUAGGCAAAAUGUAUGGCUUAUACCUGCAAUAGAGAAACUAUUCCCUAUUGUGGAGCAUAGAUACUAUGUGAAACACAUCUACAACAAUUUCAAAGUUGAUCACAAGGUAUUGGAGUUGAAGGAUGCACUGUGGAGGUGUGCGGCUGCCACAACAGUAAGGGAGUUUGAGAGAUGCAUGCAGUAUAUAAGGGAUUUAGAUGAAAAGGCAUAUGAGUAUCUUGCAAACAUUGCACCUGCACAGUGGACAAGGUCACACUUCACUCCGAGGGCCUUAACAUAUUGUUUGGUAAAUAACUUGAGUGAGUCUUUUAAUGCAAUGAUAUUGAAGUCUAGGGAUAAGCCUAUCUUUGCAAUGUUGGAGUGGAUUAGGGUUAGACUUAUGACUAGGCUUUACACAAAAAGGGAAAGGAUACAAAAGUAUGCUGGAAAGUUGUGUCCAAGCAUACAAGAUAGGUUGGAGAAAUUGAAGGUUGAAAGUAAGCCAUUUAGUGCUACCCUAGCUGGCAGUUUCCUUUAUGAGGAUUUCAAUGGCAUUCCUUGCAAACAUGCCAUAACAGCCAUUUAUACAAACAUUGAGACACUAGAAGACUACACCCACCCAUGCUACUUCAAAGAAACUUACAUGGAGAUAUACAAGGAGGUACUUCCUCCCAUGCCUGGCCAGACAGAAUGGGUUGAGACUGGACAGCUUGCUCCCCUAGCACCUCACAUAUACAAACCACCAGGCAGGCCACCUAAGCAAAGAAAGAGGGCUUCUGAUGAGCCUAGGAAGCCUUACAAAGCAAGUAGGCUGAACAGACCUGUAAGGUGUGGGAAAUGCAAAAAGGAAGGGCCUAACUCAAUAGGGUGCAAGGUUGGCGUCACUGGGGAGACACCAUGGCAAAGGAGACAGAGGCUUGAAAGAGAGAAGUUGUAA
Messenger RNA from Quercus robur (English oak), 1023 nucleotides. RefSeq lists its product as uncharacterized. The transcript has 3 exons. The record is from RefSeq and is a predicted model, not a curated record. Bases 1 to 1023 code for a protein of 340 amino acids. NCBI's taxonomy places the organism in Eukaryota, Viridiplantae, Streptophyta, Magnoliopsida, Fagales, Fagaceae.